This is a messenger RNA of Xylaria bambusicola, 525 nucleotides long. RefSeq lists its product as uncharacterized. The transcript has 4 exons. The record is from RefSeq and is a predicted model, not a curated record. Lineage: Eukaryota; Fungi; Ascomycota; Sordariomycetes; Xylariales; Xylariaceae. The coding region runs from base 1 to 525 and encodes 174 amino acids.
AUGCUUGGCGCUCAAUCGGGGCCGUCUGGGGCCUAUCUGCGCUGGACCGUGCGCUGCGGCAACCCACUCGACCCCACUAUAGACGUCGAGCACUGGAAGUGGCGGACUAACUAUUGGCCACUUGCCCGAAGGUGGGUCCAGCUUCGCUUCGGGUAUGCUGUUGAAGCUCAUCGAUCGACGACGACGACGACGACAGCUUCAGAUCACUCCCAUCCUCGUAAUUGCUCCCAAUUGAACCGCAGCGAUCCCAUUCAUCACACCGGUGGUGGUCCUCGAGUCCCGUACCCCAAGCACGUCUGGUCGCCGGCCGGUGGUUGGUACACACAACCCGCCAACUGGAAAGCCAACACCGCCAUCUUCUCCGCAGUUAUCAUUGGCAUCACCGCCAUGGCAUGGACCCUGAGCGCCGAGCGAGAACACAGACACAAGAUGCCCGAACCCGGCCGAUUCUUCCCUAGCCGAUACUGGAGCAGGCAGAUCAAAGAGCACGAGGCGGCACAGAACGCGAACAAGAGUGAUUCAUAA